GGCGUGAGGCGGGCAGAGGGGCAGCCCGCGGGCCUUCUCCCCCGGGAGGCCAGCCCCGGCAGGCAGGAGGGCAGACAGACAGACCGAUCACCAAACACCCAACACCGGGCAGCCGGGUGGCCACAGCGGGGCAACCCCAACUCGCCCGGCGACAGUAGCGCGACAGAAGCUCGCCCCCGCUCCCACCGCCGCUGGGGACGUAACUGACUCGGGGGCAACGGCUGCGCACGCGCGCAGGGGCAGCGUCACGGGGGAGGAGCCGGCGCCCCCCCCCAGGCCGGCCCCCGCAAGGUUCCGCGGGCAUCCGCCCCCCGUGCUCCCCGUGCCGCCGCCGGGGGAGGUAGCGCGGCGCGGCGCGGGGGGGAGCGCGUUCAGGGCUGGGGCCGCCCGGGGCUCUGCCGCGACCCGCCGAGCAGGGGAGGGGCGAGCCGUCUGCGGCCUCCGCUGGUGCCCGGCCGGAGCUGUGUCCGUGAGGGGGGUCCCGGCUGGGAGCCGAGAGGGGCAGGGCCCUGCCGCCGUGUGGCGUAGGUUAUGUUUAGAAGAGAGAAAGUUUCUACUGUGUACUUCUGUGCUGUCCAAGCAACUUGUCAGUUGAUACUUCCUCUGUAACUCCAUGCUAAAACAGCUUCUGAGGGUAUCAGUUUGGUUACCACAUCCAGAGGUCACUUUUGAGAAAAUGUGGACUGCUAAAAGUCUUUGUAGUGCUCAAAUACUGUUGCUUCGGUUGAAAGAAGGCAGAUUGUGUAGUUGCAUGUUUCCAAAAACUCAUCAGUUCUGGAUUGGAAUUCUAGACUAUUGCACCAUAAGAGAGCCACGUAACAGAGUUAAAUUCCAGGUUUCCAAUGUAAAUGAUAAACAAUUGGUAGCAGAUAGAAGAAUGGCUACUAGUGCACAGGGAACAAAAAUAGCUGCUGGAAAAAGUCCCAGUGGAGCAGGUGAUGGAAGCCAACAUUCAUUAGAAGCAAAAAUGAAACAUAUCAAUCUGUCGUUUGCAGCCUGUGGGUUUCUGGGUAUUUACCACUUGGGGGCAGCAGCUGCUUUUUACAGGCAUGGUAAGAAGUUACUGAAAGUUGUGAAAGCUUUUGCGGGAGCUUCAGCGGGAUCACUGGCUGCCACUGUCUUAUUAGCAGUACCAGAAAAUAUAGAGAAAUGUAAGCAGUUUGCCUAUGGAUUUGCAGAGGAAGUUAGAAAAUUGGACUUCGGUGCUGUAACGCCUGGUUAUGAUUUUAUGAAAACACUUAGGGAAGGCAUAGAGUCUAUUCUUCCUUCUAAUGCUCAUGAGAUAGCUGAGAACCGGCUCUAUGUGUCAGUCACUAACACGAAAAAUGGGGAAAAUCACUUGGUUUCAAAUUUUGCCUCCAGGGAGGACCUCAUUAAGGUCCUGCUAGCAAGUAGUUUUGUACCAGUAUAUGCAGGAAUUAAGCCAGUGGAAUAUAAAGGAGAGAAGUGGGUUGAUGGUGGCCUUACCAAUGGCCUUCCUAUCUUGCCGAUUGGAAGAACUGUGACAAUUUCUCCUUUCAGCGGUCGAUUAGAUAUCUGUCCGCAGGAUAAAGGACGUGUGGAUCUUUAUGUUAAAUUUGCAAAACAAGAUAUAAUGCUGUCUCUAGCCAACCUAGUAAGACUUAAUCAAGCCUUGUUCCCACCAAACCACGAGAAAAUGGAAUCGUUAUACCAAAAUGGAUUUGAUGAUGCUGUACAUUUUUUACUGAAAGAAAACUGGUUUGAAUAGAUGGUGCUUAGAAAAUUAACAAAACCUCGUGGCUGUCAAAACACAGCUACAGGUAUCCUACAGAAUCUAAGGGCUUGCUGUUCCAAUUCCAGUUUAUGGAAAUAAAAAUCCCGAUGGAAUUGCAUCUGCUUCUGCCAAGAAACUAUGACUUGCACUCUGAAGAUCUAUAUGAACAUGUCGUAAUGGAAUCAAACUUACUUGGUAGUUGUCUUGUUUUGAGGAGGUUCAAACUUAGACCCAUUUUGCUUCAGCUGAGGACCUGAGCAUGGGAUUUGUAAAAGCUUGUGUUGUCAUGACUGGAGAAAUUUGGGAAAGUCUUUUUCAAUGUUAUCUGAGCAACAAAUCAAGGUUCUAUCAUGAAAAAUUACCAUCUGUAUUGUUCACUUAAUAUAAUAGUUAUGUGUGCUACUUGGAAACUUGCAAUAUUACUGAUCUAAUACGUAUCUUGCAGUGUUCUGAGGACUUGAAUACUUAACACUAGCCACAAUAAAUAAAACAUUUGCACUCUUUGAUAUGUGUUAUUUUUUAACAUUAAAAUUUCUUGCCUUUUUCAGUGAAUGUAGUCUUUUAAAAUUUGAAAUACUAGUUGAAAUUUGUAACAGGAAUGUGGUUUGAAUGUAAAAAUAUCUUGUAAAGAAGGCUGUAAGAAAUUGUUGUAUUUAUUAUGUUUUCUUCCUCUGCUAAAAUGGAAUAAAUAUAUUUUCUUGAAACUUU
Molecule: messenger RNA, 2443 nt
Organism: Chroicocephalus ridibundus (black-headed gull)
Lineage: Eukaryota; Metazoa; Chordata; Aves; Charadriiformes; Laridae
Gene: PNPLA4
Product: patatin like phospholipase domain containing 4
Exons: 9
Coding region: 614-1729 (371 amino acids)
Biological process (GO): lipid homeostasis; triglyceride catabolic process
Cellular component (GO): membrane; lipid droplet; cytoplasm
Molecular function (GO): retinyl-palmitate esterase activity; triacylglycerol lipase activity
Source: RefSeq, a predicted model, not a curated record